This is a messenger RNA of Cylicocyclus nassatus, 1243 nucleotides long. NCBI's taxonomy places the organism in Eukaryota, Metazoa, Nematoda, Chromadorea, Rhabditida, Strongylidae. The record is from the annotation of a GenBank genome assembly.
UCUUAUCUAAAUAUCAACUUCAGAUGUCAUGGAGCAGCUACAUAAUCAAGACAUUCAAACCAAGCAAUAAAGAGCUUUGUUCUGUUGUUGCUGCCAGUUUGGCAAAAAAUUUCAAAAAAGUCAAAGUGGAAGUCGCAAAAUGUCCAGAUCUCACUGCUCCUCCAUUCAAAAUGACAGGGAAGGGAUUUGGUCGUAACAUGGUAAUAGCUGAAGUUGGUGGAAUGGGAAACCUCUACCCGGGUUUCCACAAAGAAAAGCAUUACGAUAUCAGGGAAGUUUGCCAGAAGUGUGGAACACCUAAUGCCUUCGUCUUUGGACCAGCUGGUUGUCCAAUGGGUGUGGUGGCUUCAAAAAUUACCACAUUGGUUGACGAAACGGCUACUUCAUUCGAGACGAAAGCAAUAAACUCGACAAAGUUUACGCUGACUGGUAAUUUCAUUGUGACAGCUGAACCAGGGCCGGAUGAGCUUAUCCAUAUCAAAUGCUCUAAACGUACUGGCAAAGACAGUCUUCCUAGCUGCAUACGAAACGGUUUGGAGAAGGAAUAUGGGCAGAAUUGUGUUGUGCUUGGUGGACUUUUUCUCCUACAACAAGGGCGGGCAAGCAUUCAUAUCGCUCCUGAGUUCCCCGAAAAACCUUUCGCUUCAAUGGCUGAGGUUGAAAAUUGGUUUCGAGUCUUUGAAGUUAGUGCGCCACUGCUUUGUGCGUCGGUCUUCCACUCUUACGAUCCAGGUUUCAAAUUGAGGAUGCUACACACUCAUUGCAUCUCCGAGCACAAUGAUGCAGGCCAUUUUAACAAUGAUGUAACACCAGAGAUAGCAGAGUAUGAAGGCUGGUUUACGGCUGCCGAAAAGAUGUACAGAAUAGAUGAGAUAUGAUUAACCACCGCUGCUAUUUGAUGUUAGCAAUAGCGUAGACGUAGAAUAUAUCGCGUUAGUUUACUUAGUCAGAUACUCUUAGUAUCAAUCGCUGAUGCAGGCGGGCACGGUCCAAAAAGACUUUCCUUUGAGAACGGUAGAAACGUCAUGUUAAUUUUAUCUGUCAGUAAGUAGGUUUUGCGUUGAAAAUUGUUUUUGCUUGCUUCAUUUCCCUAUCACGCUUUCUGUGCCGCGAAAUGCUGUAAGGGCCCCUGCUGUUCAUGUGUAAUUUUCAAAAUUCACAGUGUUCGAUUAUGACAUUAACUGUAAAAACACAGUGUGCUUGUUGUGCUGUGUCCUAAAUACACGAUCAUCUUAUAUAAAUC